AUGUGGGUUCUGGAGAAGUUGAAGGACACCGUGUCUUUGGACUGGAGCUUUUUCCUGGACAAACCCGAGGCGUCCGGAUCUUCUCGCCGCCUCCAUCAGAACAUCAUCACUCCAGAGCAGAUCCCAGAGUUCUGUUUACCCCCCCGACUGUGCAAGAGCCCCUCCCUGCCCCUCACCCACCCGGACCCGCCCCACAGACCCCACCGACCCCACAAACCCCACCCGGAGAGACCCGUCCGACCCGAGAGUCUGGGUCUCUACGAGCGCCCCAACACCAGACGUAAAGAGUCGCUGUUCCACGCCAGACGCCCGCUCUACCUGUUUGACCGCAGCCCGGGUACCCCCCCUCCUGGGCUCAGAGCGGCGGGGGCGAUUAGCGGCGCGGUGGCCCCUCAGUCCGGGUCCGUGUCGUCGGUGUGUGAAGGCCCCUCGUCCAGUGGCUCGUCCCCCCUGGCGUCUCCCAGCAUGCUCCGGGGCUCGGCCUCGUGCCCCGCCCUAACACAGAUCCAGAGGAGCCCCGCAGGCCUGUGCCCCCCGCUGCUCUUCCCCCUGGACGUGCUGCGCUGCUGGGACAGACUGCCCACAGAACACGAGCUUCCUCUGGAGGGACGAGGGACCAUCCGCCUCUCCAUCGAGCACUACCACACCCACGCCGCCCCCCUGUCGCCCGGCUGCACCGUCCGCCUCCGAGUCGCGUCUGUGGAGCGGGUGUCGGCCCUCAGCUGUGCCCUCCACGUGUGCCUGAUGCCCGGGAGGAGGCAGAGGCAGAGGAGCGCCGUCAUCAGGCAGAGCAGGGUCACGUACAGGUUUAACGAGGACUUCUUCUUCACGGAGCUGGAGGAGGGCGAGCUCAGGGGGCUGGAGCUCAGGGUGAAGGUGGUGGAUAAGACUGCAGGGGGCGCUAGACUCAGGAGAGGGGCCCUGGUCGGUGAGGUCAUUAAACCACUGAGAGAGCUGCUGCCCAUUGACAAGCAGUAG
Molecule: messenger RNA, 978 nt
Organism: Boleophthalmus pectinirostris (great blue-spotted mudskipper)
Lineage: Eukaryota; Metazoa; Chordata; Actinopteri; Gobiiformes; Gobiidae
Product: C2 calcium-dependent domain-containing protein 4C
Exons: 2
Coding region: 1-978 (325 amino acids)
Source: RefSeq, a predicted model, not a curated record